AUGUCCGAGUCAAAGAUUGACCCCUCGCCAGGCACUCAUAUUGAGAAGUGGGGAUACUCCUUCACAUGGACAGAGCAGCACUUGACACACAUUCAAACGGACCCGCUACAACAAGAGUUCGACGUAUUGGCGGAUCAGGCUUUGGAAAAGUUACAGGCUCUGAAGGCGCUAACUGCUAGUCAAAGCGAGACAGGGCGGCCACCUGAGAGUGAUCUCUACGAGAUUCUCAAGGCAAAUCAUCAGCAAGAUGACGUUCUUCACAGGUUCUGGGAUCAAGUGCAUGUUGUUCCAGAUUGGGUUGACUGGCAACAACUGGAGAGAGCGCAGGCUCACUUCCCCCGCUAUGCUCUUCCUCAUAUGAUUGGGUUUGCUCUCCAAGCCUUCCUGGCAGAAGCUUCCGCAUCAUCACGCGUGGUAGAAGUGCUUGUUCGCACCGGGGGCUUUUCUACAUCACAGCUCCUGAGGCGACUUCUGAAUACGUUCCAGUGGCUGGCCCAAAUCACAUCAGAUCUUCCUUCCAUCCAGCCAGGGGGCGAUGCUCACGUCGCGACUGUCCGUGUACGGCUUCUCCAUGCGUCUGUCAGAGCGCGGAUUCGAAUCCUCGCAGCAAAAGACCCUCAAUACUUCGAUCUCCAGAACUGGGGUCUGCCAUGCAAUGAUCUUGAUCAAAUCCAUACGAUCAGCACCUUUUCGUCGAAUCAGCUGUGGCUGCACCUACCACGCCUUGGAAUCACCCCGACCGACCAAGAGAUUGUGGAUUACGUUGCCUUGUUCAGAUAUAUCGGGUACAUCCUCGGAGUCCCGCCCUCAUAUUUUGAAAGGCCCAAAGAUGCCAAAUUGUUAAUGGAAAGUCUCUGUGUCACAGAUCUGCAGGUGACAGAAACUUCCCGCACGGUGGCAUAUAACUUCAUCCAAUGCGUUGCGAACCUGCCCUGGCCUUUCCACAUCUCGGGCGGCUUUCUCGAAGCAGGCAGCCGGUGGAUAAACGGCGAUGAUCUCAGCGACCAGCUGAACCUUGGACAUCCCAGCUAUCUACAGUAUAUGGCAUUUGUUGGGCAGUAUAUCUUGUCCGUUGAGCUAGCUUGGGCACAGCGCCUGGUCCCCGCUUUUGAUGAGUUCAUGGUAUCGGUAAGUCUCUUCCGAUCUGCAAGAGAGAGGGAGAAAGUUACUCAUUUAGCACAGUUUAUCCGGAAGCUUCUUCGCGAGGGCUUGAUAGAACGCAAGCAGAAAACUCGCUUUGGGUUCAAAUGGAUACCCCAGAUUGGCAAGAUGACUGUGAAAGAGGCCAGUAAAGGCAACCCAAAAUCUACGAUUGCAAAGUACUGGGCGACGGUCACUGAAAUGGGACCUAUCGAAGUAUUCUUCCUCUCUGUGGUCUUUACGCAUGCGGUAUCGCUGUUAUUAUUCUCCUGGCUUGCCGUUGGCCUUUUUGCAAAGCUAUGUGAUGGGCAGAAUUGCCAUAAUGUGACCGCACUAAUCGUCGACUUGUAUUUUCGUGUACGCAUGAAAGUAGGGAAAACAAUUACUGAACCUCAUGAAUUCAAAUGA
Penicillium chermesinum is the source of this 1548-nucleotide messenger RNA. Its product is annotated as oxygenase MpaB family protein. Lineage: Eukaryota; Fungi; Ascomycota; Eurotiomycetes; Eurotiales; Aspergillaceae. Bases 1 to 1548 code for a protein of 515 amino acids. The record is from RefSeq and is a predicted model, not a curated record. The transcript is spliced from 2 exons. Gene Ontology annotation, molecular function: oxidoreductase activity.